AUGAUGACGAUGAGAAAGAUAAAUGAUGAGGUAGUGAAUGGUUUAUUUCAGAUUUUAAUGGCUAAGAAGCAGUACGACCUCUUAUUUAAGCUGUUGCUGAUAGGUGACAGUGGUGUGGGUAAGACGUGUAUCUUGUACAGGUUCAGUGAUGAUGCCUUCAACACAACGUUCAUUUCUACAAUAGGAAUCGACUUCAAAAUUAAGACAAUCGAGCUGAAGGGAAAGAAAAUAAAAUUGCAGAUAUGGGAUACAGCAGGUCAAGAACGUUUCCAUACGAUCACAACUUCUUACUAUCGGGGUGCGAUGGGUAUAAUGUUAGUUUAUGAUAUUACCAAUGCAAAAAGUUUCGACAAUAUAGCGAAAUGGCUGAGGAAUAUUGACGAGCAUGCAUCUGAAGAUGUGGAGAAGAUGUUGUUGGGUAAUAAAUGUGACAUGGCCGAUCGAAGAGUUGUAUCGCGUGAACGUGGUGAAAAGAUCGCAAAUGACCAUGGAAUCAGAUUUCUAGAAACAUCAGCCAAGGCAAACAUACAGAUCGAUAAGGCUUUCUAUGAUCUCGCUGAGGCUAUUCUUGAUAAGAUGCCAAACAAAGAAGAUGGUGCUAAGCAACCCACUAUUCGACCAGUUGAUUCUGGUGCUUCGAAUGGCAGGUCUGGAUGUUGUUAA
Molecule: messenger RNA, 663 nt
Organism: Anisakis simplex (herring worm)
Lineage: Eukaryota; Metazoa; Nematoda; Chromadorea; Rhabditida; Anisakidae
Source: the annotation of a GenBank genome assembly